AUGAAUAGAGACAUCCUGAAUAAUUUUAAUGAACCAAAAGAACUCCUCAAACUCAAUUCCAUUCAUUUUAUUUAAAAACCACUUAAAUAAUUUGUGUGCAUCAAAAGGGAAAAUGCUUUACGUUUAUGUUUCUUCAGUUAACUAGACUAAUUAAUUUUAAUUAUAUAAAAUAUUGGUUCGUUAUAAAAGAUUAUGUAAUAUUUCUAAAUCUUAUUAUAUAUGAUAUUGGAAUCUCGAUUACAAUAGGACUAUUUAAAAUCUAUUUUAUUAUUUGUCAUUAGUCAACCAUUCUAUGUUGCCAUACUUUUGAUUUCUAGACAUUUUGCUUCGCGUAUUUGGAAGCCAUUUUAUUGCGAAAUAAUUGAUUAGAAUCAAAUAUCAACAUCACAUCUAUCAUCUUCUCUAUAUUCCUUGAUAAAAUGGAAGAAUCUAAUGACAAGGAAAAAUAUGAAAAACUGUUUCAAUUUAUAAUUCGAAUCAGUUGCAAUUAUUGAGAAUUUUGAGGUUCAAACAUCUGUAUCAUCAAUCCUUGAAAGAUGGUUUCAAUAUAAGAGAAGCACUGUGAGAAUAGGUUAAAGUAAGAACACUGGACUAGAUAAAUGGCGAAGUAAGAAUACAAUUAUGAUAAGCUUAAAAUUUAGAACUUUAAAAUUAGUUUUAUGUUGCCAAAAGAAAGGUAUUAUUCUGA
Paramecium octaurelia is the source of this 688-nucleotide messenger RNA. The record is from the annotation of a GenBank genome assembly. NCBI's taxonomy places the organism in Eukaryota, Ciliophora, Oligohymenophorea, Peniculida, Parameciidae.